UUAUAUUUUCAUGAUUGUGUCGCCAAUAAAAGUUUUCUGUGUUAUUUUCUUGCUACCAUUAUCGACGUUAUCUUCUAUCAACUAAAUUUAGUUUGUUCACUAUCGGGACAGUUUUGCAUCCAGCAUGUCUUUGGUCAGUGCCAUCGCUGCCCUGCCAGACGAAAACUACGAUCCUAUCGAUUUUAUAUAUGUCUUGACUGCGGUAUUCGGGACAAUAUUUGUGGUGGGGCCGCUUCUAGUACCACGCGAUCAUGAAGAUCGACGAUUAAUCAGAAUUUGUAUUAUGGAGACCGCAUUUUGCAUGUAUAUAGCAUGGAUCACGGUGUACACGGCACAAUUGCGUCCAGUCACCGGUCUAACCUUCAAGAACACAAGUCUCGCAUGGAUGAGUUACGGCUGGGGCAAUGGCCCAAACGUGGAGGCAUUCUCAAUUCCAGCGACCACGACCACUACAACGACAACAACCACCACAACGACAACCUCGACGACCUCCACUACAACUACAACGACAACGACGACAACGACCACGACGACAACAACCACGACAACAACCGAGACUACGACUUCUACCACCAUCACAACCACCACCUUUACUACUACAACGGCAACAGAAGAACCUGAACCGUAUUAUUUCAAAAUUCAUGAAAAACUCCCAGGCACUGUUGAAAACCAAACGACAAACUUCAAAGUUCCUCCAAACAAGGUCAGUGAGACUAAAAAAAUGACACACAGAAUAGUAUUUAGACAGAGAAGAUUUUGCGACCAAGUGUGUUUCAAAGUAUUUUUAAGAAGGGAUUUUAGCCAGCCGUUACCACAUUAUCAGGUACAUGUUGAUCCUACAUGGACUUAUUUAAAACAUAUGCCUUCGCGGGCCUAUUUCUAUUUGAACAACUUAAGACUAACAGAUGAUAAGUGGAGAACCUUUUGGAUAGAAUGGACUAGCGAUCCGGUCGCCCAGACCACUGAGGUGACCGUGGGCAGGCAGGGUGAGCCGCCUUUUGGGAGACUAACAAAUGCAUUUUUAGCUGUCGGUGAAGUUGAUUUUCAGUCAACUUGCCAUAGUGAAGUGCAGCUGAUAAGCGGUCUUGAAGUAGGACCAAGAUUUUCGAACAUCGGUGGUUAUGGCUUGCGAAGAAAGAAUGAGAGACCAAAGCAAUUGAAAGAAAUAUUAAAGAAAUACACAGAUGUGUUAAACGUGACAGCUUCAUACAAAUACUACGUCGCAAGAGAAGAACCCAUUCAAAUCGGCGUGUUCUUGGGCAGACACGUAUGGAGAGAAUUCUUCGUUGCACUCUGUUCAGAACAAUAUGAACAGGAGCCACGUAUUUUGAUACAUAUCGGUGAAAUUUAUGGCACGUAUUGCACUAUAUCCAAGAACGGGACGCUUGCAGUUCGCGAACGGUGUGAUAAUUUACAAUGGCGGAGAAACACCUACCUUCAGUUUUGGAUUUGGCACAAUAAAGGAAAGAUAUCCGUCAAAUCUGGAUAUGACGAUCCUAACCAUUACGCGUCAUUCUUGUCCUGGCGCGACCCACAGCCUUUUAAAGUGAAACUUUUCGCUGUUCGCACCGUAGUUGCGGAACAAAUCCCUAUGGAAAUUGUAGACCAAAAAGUAAUCAAUUUUAUGCAGGACUAUGGUCUUGAAUGAGAAUUAAUAGAAUUAUGUUUUGUCUUUUUACUUGUAGUGCGUUAUCUCCGUGGGCAACAAUAAAACUUUAUUUUUAUUUUAGUCAAUUAGAUUAGAAGUCAAUUUACUUUUCAACUAACAGGCAGGUAGUAGCUAUCUUGUUGUUAAUUUUAUAGAAGCCAUACCAUCAAGCCAUGAAGGUUUGAGCUGAUUUUUAUUUAUCCAUUAAAAUACUAAUUACCUAUUUACUUAGCUUUAAUAAUUAAUUAUAAUGUACUUAUUAAGUGAAUACAAUUACAUCAAUAAAAUGUUGGACAAA
Messenger RNA from Plodia interpunctella (Indianmeal moth), 1946 nucleotides. RefSeq lists its product as uncharacterized. The record is from RefSeq and is a predicted model, not a curated record. Gene Ontology annotation, molecular function: proton-transporting ATPase activity, rotational mechanism. Gene Ontology annotation, biological process: proton transmembrane transport. Gene Ontology annotation, cellular component: proton-transporting V-type ATPase, V0 domain. The transcript has 10 exons. NCBI's taxonomy places the organism in Eukaryota, Metazoa, Arthropoda, Insecta, Lepidoptera, Pyralidae. Bases 125 to 1648 code for a protein of 507 amino acids.